Messenger RNA from Amoebophrya sp. A25, 486 nucleotides. Lineage: Eukaryota; Dinophyceae; Syndiniales; Amoebophryaceae. The record is from the annotation of a GenBank genome assembly.
GUCAACAUCUAGGGGUAGUAGUUUCAAGGUGUUGCUGUCACCGUUCGUUUUGUCUUUCUGAAGGCGGAAAGGCAAACACCAAGAGGGGAGACAGAAACAGCAAGACCCUACCACCUCUAAGUCAUGACAAUCGGUAUGCGGCAUUCUUCGAAGCACCGCGUAGUCCCAGAAUUUUGGAGGGGACAACAACGGCGAAAGAAGCCGCGGCAGACGACGCGUUCUAUUGGGCAGUUUUUCAUCCGCAGGAAGCGAUCGAGCAACUGCGGUCUCAAAUCGAUGAACAGCAAGAGGCUGAGGCCAAGGAGAGGAUGGCCGCUAAGAUGGAAGGAAACACGAUGCGAAGUACGGUGCAAGAAAGGCAGCAACUGCAACGUUCUGCAGUGACCCAAUUUUUGGAACCUCAGCUGGUUCCUCUGACCUCGUGCGAUUUGCAUCUGUACGGCAGACGAGCGGAUCCUAGGACGCCAGAGAUGCAGGUAGACCGUG